GCCACCAGCUCAGUCGCCUUCAGGCCGUCUGGCUGGCAACACGUCCGUUUGGCAGUUUCCAACCGAAUUUUUUUCCCGUUCACAUCCUCGCCGUUUUGUUUCGGUUUAGCCAGAAAACGAACCCUAAAGGACUCGGGGGGCAACACACAAGUCCCGCGUGAGUGUUUUUUCGUUCACGAAACUCGACAACUGUUUCUGGCGUCCGUGUGGUUGUCGUUUUUUGGUUUGUUUCAAAAACUGUCGGAAGAGAAAAAUUUUGUCGAGUCCGUUUUUCUGUCGGCCAUUGACACCGAACGCGAUCAAGGCCGAUUACAACCGACACCGUACAACAAACCACACUGUGCCGGCCAACAUUCGACCAAGAGAGAGAAGAAAAUAGCCGGCCAGCGUGAAAUGUGACUGGUGGCUGACGAAAAAAAAAAACAAAAUUUAUUUUUUAGUGUCUGUUGAAAAGACGUUUCGUGAAACUGAACGACAAAACCGGCAGAGUAUUUUUCAGAAGGAAAAACUGUCGUUGUUGUUGUUGUUGUUGUCGCGGUAAAAAAAGAAAUCGAAACGGACAGUUUUUUUUUUCUUCCUGGCCGGCUAGAGAAUCCGGCAGCCGCAGUUUUUUUUUUAUUCUUCAUUUCUUAUUUUAUUUAUUCGUGCGUGACUUGUGUGUUCAUUUCGGUUGGGAUGUUUUGUGUUGAGCCCGUGCAAUGACUUGCGAGGACUGUCGGCUGCAAAGUGUUUUGUCCGUCGGACCGGCCGUCCAGCGCUGACCGAGAAAACAACCCCCCAAACCACCCAAAACUGAAACUAAAAAAUAACUAAAUUGUCGUGCGUGCGUGUGUGUUCCUCUCGUCUAGAGAGAAGAAGAAGAAAAAAUUAAAUUUGGUUUUCGGGAAUACGAGAAAAACUAUCGGAGGAAUGAAGAUGGCGAGAAUUUUAAUGGCCAUGUCAAAUCAUCCCGUCACGAUUAUUGUGGUGGCACUUUUCUGGAUUUCCCUCAGCGUCGCCGGCGCAGCGUCUUUUUACGGAUCGAGUUACAUCGCUCUGCCGCUGCAGGAGGCCCGCUCGACGACGGAUCUGAGCUUCCGGUUCCGGACGUCGAGGCCGGACGCUCUUCUUUUCCUGGCGGCCGGACGGACCGACUAUUGCCUGGUGGUGCUGCAGGCGGCGGCCCUCAAGGUGCGCAUCAACCUGGGAGCCGGCGAAGCGGAGGUGGCCACCCCGCGCGGCCUCCGCCUCGACGACUUGGCCUGGCACGACGUGCGCAUCCACCGCAAAGACGCCGAUUUCACGCUGACUGUCGACGGCCUUCACUCAUCCAAGUUGAAAUUGCCUGGCCGUUUCUACGAGCUCAACAUUCACUACGGACUCUUCGUCGGCGGACUCGGUGACUUUCGCGAAAUUUUUCUCGGACUCUGGGACAACUUCCGCGGAUGUCUCAACGACCUCCAGUACAACGGCGUCGACGUUUUGACCAAAGUCAAAGAUCGCGACAAGACCAUCGCCGGCAGCGCAUCAUCCACCUCGACGGCUGUCGUCCAGCAGCAGCAGCAGACGGACGGAAAUGCGGCGGCCGCCUUCGCCGUCAGCUGGGAUUGCAGCGCCGAGUUUGACGCCACGUCCGAGAAGGACAUGAGCUUCCUGUCGGCCGACUCGUACGUCUCGUUCGGCGGGACGGGCAUCGCCAAAACCGGGUCCACCCUGCGAUUCCAGCUCAAGACGCAGAGCCGCGACUGCGUUUUGCUCUACAGCAGCGGACCGCCGGCCAAGCCGGACUUUGCGGCCGUCGAACUCGUCGAGGGACAUUUGCGAGUCAGCCUGGACGCCGGAGGCGGAAGCGCCGUCGAUCUCUUCAGCGAUCAGGCCGUCAACGACGGGCUCUGGCAUCAGGUGGAGCUGCGGCUGGCCGCCGGAACGGUUGAAUUGAAGAUUGACGGCAAAUCCAGCUCGAGCAGCAGCAGCAACGUCCGCGAUUCCGGAUUCCUGACGUCGUCGCCGUCCAACAAAUACCUGGAGCUGAGCGGACAAAUCUAUUUGGGCGGGGUGGAAGCGGCCCGUCACGCCAGGGCUCUCAUUCAGGGCGUCCGGACGGCCAACAGCAGUCUGCGCGGCUGCAUCCGGAGACUGGAAUUGGACGGCCGUUUGUUGGGUCUCCGCGACGCCCGGGUGACGCGUCACGUCGCCGCCGAUUGUCAGUGGCAUUACCCGUGCACUUCCAUCAAUCCAUCGCCGUGCGUCGACGGGGCCCAGUGCUCCCAGGACGGGCUGGAUCAUUUCCGCUGCGAGUGUCCCCAGCAGCCGUGCACCAAACCGGAAUUCAUCAACUACAAGGCGGCUGUCACCAGCAGCAGCACAUCCGUCAUCACCGGGCCGGCCUCGGGUUCCGACACCCAACCGCCGGUCCUCAAUCUUUCGCCUGUCCAGGUGACGGAAGGAGGUUCCAUGACGCUGACGUCGCGCCACCUGCAAGUGCAGCUGGACUAUGAGAAAUUCGGCGUCCGUGAAUCGGGCGUCAUGUUUCACGUGGUCAGGCCGCCGCAGUACGGCCGGCUCUUCUCGACGCUUUGGCGACGAGCCGACGAGGCCACUUUCACCCUGCUGGACGUCCACAGCGAUCGGGUCCGCUACGUUCACGACGGGUCUGAGACGCUGCGCGAUUCGGCCCUGCUGGAACUGGAGCUGGCCCCACGACAGGGAUUCCUCCUGCCGGCCUACCUGCAAAAGCGCCAGCGCUUCGUCCUCCAUUUGUCCGUCAGCCCGGUCAACGAUCCUCCUGAAUUGUCGCUAUCGCCGGGCAAGGCCGUCCUCCGGCUGGUCAAACACACCCGCAAAGCCCUGACGGCCGACCUGCUGGCCGCCUUCGAUCCGGACAACCAGCCCAAAGAUCUUCUCUAUUCGGUUCUCAACUCGAAGAGCGACGGCGACAUGGAAGGUUCCAUCGAGAAUAAAAUGCAGUCGGGCGUGGCCAUCAGUAGCUUCACUCAAGAGGACGUCAAUCAAGGGCGCAUUUGGUACGUUCAUCGCGGGUCGCCCAAUGGCCGGCUGGCGCUGCGCGUGUCGGACGGAGCCGAGAGCGGACCGACGGCCGUCCUGCGGAUCGCCGCCUUUGAUCUCCAACUUUUCCUGGCCAACAACACUGGGCUCCUGGUUCCCGUCAACGGGUCGGCCGCUUUGACGGCCGCCAAUUUGACCUUUAGCACCAAUGCCCCGGAUCAAGAGCUGGACAUCCGCUAUGACAUCACCCGGCCGCCGCAGCAUGGGCAGAUUCAAGCCUGGCGAUCUGGGCGCUGGCAGUCCAUCAACUGGUUCAAUUCGGGUCAAUUGCAGCGGGCCGAGCGCAUCCGCUACGUCCACCUGCCGACUGGAUUCCAACCGCCGGCCAGCCAGGACGAUUUCCAGUUUUCGGUCUCGGUCGCCCUGGAGGUGGCCGAAGUCUUCCGCUCGCCCAUCAUGUACCAAUUUCGGUUCCAGCUGCUGGACGCCGUGUUGCGCGAGGAAAACAAUCGCGGACUGGCCAUGACGGGCGGAUCAACGCAGUCGGUCGCCAUCGGGUCGGCCCAGCUCAAGUUCGUGGUCGAGCCUCAGUCCAGCGCCGAGGAGGAAGUGGUUUACACUCUGCUGGACCCGCCGCUCUACGGCUCACUGUGGAUCCAGUCGCAGUCGAGUCCGCUGGACACGGGCUCCAAGUGGUCGCAGAGCCUCCUCAACUCGCAGCGACUCCACUACCGUUUGGCCCGUCGGACGCUGUCGUCGCUGGGCGAUGGCUUCACUUUCCGCGUGGCUUCGUCGUCGGGACUCGCAUCGUCCGACCUGCAUCGCUUCGAGAUCAACUACGCGCCGGGCAACGACACUCCCACCACGGCCGCCGUGACUAUCGGCGAGCUGUUGGUGAACGAAGGCGAAACGGCCGUCCUGCAGGCCAGCCUAUUGGGCUUCUCGCUGCCGAUGGCCAUCAAUUACUCUGUGCUGGAAAAGCCUCGCCACGGCCAACUCAAUUUGCUGGACGUCGGCAAGCGAUCCGUGAUGCGUAAAAACAUCAGCUGGUUCGGCUCGGAUGAUCUAACUGAUCAAAGGAUCGUUUACACGCACGACGACAGCGAAUCCAUCACCGAUCAAUUCUUGUUUCUCGCCCGUCCACGACUCGCCCCCGAUGAUCCCUCGAAGGAUUUCCAAUACGUUGGCACGUUUCCCGUUCGCGCUCACAUGAAGAAUGAUAAUCCGCCCGUCCGUGUCGGUGAUCAAGUCCUCCGUGUCGUUACCAAUGGAGAGCGUCGACUCAGUCCCGACAUCCUAAGAUACAUCGAUCCGGACGUGGAGACCAGCCCGGCCAGCAUUGUCUAUUCACCGCGCGGAGUGCCGAACGGGGCCUUUUAUCUGACGGACAGACCAGACGUUCAAGUAUUCCAGUUCAGUCAGGAAGAUGUGAAUGACGGUAAAAUUCUCUUCCGGCACGUCGGAAGCCCGUACGGACGCACUACGCUGUGGGUGACGGACAAUCAGUAUCACGUUACCGGAACGCUGGAAGUGCAGGCGUCGGAGCCUUUCCUUGAACGGAUUAACCAAACGAAAGUGACGGUGCGGCGCGGGCAUUUUGUUGCUCUAGGCGUUGCCCAGCUGGGCAUGGUUUCUAAUCUCGACUACGACUCGAACGAGUUGGCGUUUUACCUGCUGGACCAGCCGCAGCACGGCUUAGUGCAGAUGAACGGCUCGACGAUUUUGAAGAUGGAAUCGUUCACCCAGGAGGAUCUCCUGGCCGGCAAAGUUACUUACGAGAACAAGAAUCAGACGGACGGCAAAGAUUGGUUUAAAGUGCGCGCCGUACUCAGGCGGGUAGAGUACGAAUGCGUCGUCGAGGUGCGCAUCUACCCGGAAACCUAUUGGCAACCCAUGAAGGUGCUUCAAAACGAAUUAGUCACUGUGGAAGAAGGCACAAGUUUCACCAUCGACUCGUCUUCGUUGAAAAUCAGCCACCCGCAAGGCGUCAACCGGCUAGACGUGACGUACAUCGUCCACCAACCGCCCCUUCACGGCUAUUUGGAGGUGGAUCGAGACGAGCACGAGUACGAGGACCUGGUGACGGGACGCAGUGCCAACCUACUUCCGCCCGAAGUUCACCUCUUCGACCAGAGUGCCAUCGACGAGCAGCGUUUACACUACAUCCAGUCGGGCGCCAAUCAGAGCUCGGAUUCCUUCGUCUUCGACGUCACCAACGGCGUCGUGACGCUGACCAAUCUGACUUUUCAGCUGGCCAUUAUCCCCAAAUCGAUUUACCUGCUCACCCGGCCCAUUGAAGUCCUCGAAGGCGGACAUUCCGUCCUGACCGUCUCCGACCUCAAAAUCGUGACUCGCUACUACGCCGACAAAGUCGACAGUUUCCUGAUCGUCAAAAUGCCCGUUCACGGCCACCUCCAGCUGAAGGGCGUCUCGGCUGAGGCCGAACCCUUGACUCGCUUUACUUACACGCAAUUGAUUGAGAAACAAGUUCUCUAUUGGCACGAUGGAAGUGAGGAGGCUAACGAUACACUGGAGAUUGUCGCCCUCGCUGGUAAAAAAGAAAGUCUUCCGGCCACUAUUCAGAUUCAGGUACGACCGGUGGACGAUGAAAGGCCAACGCUUGUCAACAACACGGGCAUUUUGGUUUGGCAAGGAUCUACCACAGUAUUGGAUAAAUCUCAACUCGGUGCAUCCGAUGUCGAUACGCUUCCGCAUUCUAUCGAGUUCUCUUUCGGGCGUGCGGAUUGCGGCUACAUGGCGUCGGGACCCAACUUGAGCGACCCGGUUACCACCAUCACUCAACAUCAAAUCGACCUGCACCAAAUUGCUUUUGUCCAUCAAGGGAGAACCAACUGCACUGUCCCUUUCAAUUUGACGGACGGCCAGUCGGCAAUGCCCAGUCAACAUCAUUUGCAGAUCAGCGCUCGCAAGAUGCAGGUGCGGUUGGUGCGCAAUCAGCGACUCCACGUUUUCCCGAUGAUGCAGCAGUCAAUCACAUCGGUUCAAUUGCUGGCCGUGACCAGUGGCGACAUAUUGACGAACCGCCAGCAAAACGUCCCCCGCUUCCAGGUGACUCGACCGCCGCGACUUGGGCGGCUACUCCUGGAACAAGCCGACGGUUCCACCAAACGGGUCACCAGUUUCACGCAACGCGAUCUCAAUCAAAGUUUGGUCAUCUACGAACACACGGAACCGUUCGCCGACGUCAGUGUCAACGACAGCUUCGUCAUUGACAUCAUGUCCGAUCUCAGCUCGCCGCUUCAACAGCAGCAGUUUAACAUUGAAAUUUCCGUCGCCACAAUGGCCGAAGGUGGACUCGACCGCUAUCUUGGUUUGGUUGCACUGGAGACUGAAGAAGGAGGCACGGCAAUUAUACGUGAAAAGAAUCUGAACUUGAGCGGAAUCGUCCAGCUGAUUAGCAGCUAUCAGGGCGUGCUGGCCACCCAACCGCCUAGAUUACGUCUGGUAUUAUCGCAAGCCCCGCAGCACGGAUUCGUGUCCGUGAGCGGUCGACGAGUGGAUCUCGGGAGCGAGAUGACAGCGGAGGAAAUCGCGUCUGGCCAAGUGGAAUAUCAGCACGACCAUUCUGAUACCUUGGAAGAUUGGAUCGGCCUGACCGUUCUGCUGCAAAGGCCGGAAAAGGGAUCCGAUCGACCGGACAUUCUUCUCUACAACGGAACGCUGCGCGUCAACAUCUUGCCCGUCAAUGACCAAAUCUUUCAACUGUUGACCAAAGCUCCGGCAAUGACGGUAGUCGAGCGACAAUGGAGAGCCAUCACAGCCGAAGUUCUACUGACGGAAGACGCCGACACAUCCGCCAAGGAUUUGAUCUACGACGUGAUUCAAGCGCCGCAAUUUGGCAAAUUGGCCUUGACGGCUGAAAACGCCACAACUUUAGCUAUGGCCGGAACUACGAUCGGGCCGCCGCUGGUCCGUUUCAGCCAAGAUGAUGUCAACCGAGGGCGGGUUGUCUUUCUGCACGACGGUACCAUGGAUCCGCGAUCGACAUUUUUCAUUUUCCGCGUAUCGGACGGCCACUUUAAAGCGGACAGCGGUGUUUUCAGCAUCCACUUUGAGCCGCUGACGCUCCGUUUCGUCAACCACUCCGUCAUUGGUAUCCAGCAGGGCCAAUCGACAGCCAUCGUUGUUAAUUCUUCUAUGGGCGCUGAAUCGAAUGGCCAGCGCCGUCACAUUUUUUACAAUGUGACAAAGGAGCCGGAAAACGGUAAACUUUACAUCAAUGACUUUCCCGUCACCACAUUUGGCCAGUCGAACAUCGACAAGGAGGAAUUGCUUUAUGUUCAGACCAACAUGACGGCUUCGUUUGACUGGUUCCAAGUGACCGUUUGGAACAUGGCCGUUGUGUUGGAGAGGCAGAUGUUCAAUGUUAGCGUGAUACCACUUUUGGCCAACAAUCCGAGUGCGGGCAAACGGCCUAUUCGCGCAAUUGCCGGAGAGAAAACGGCCAUCACUUUGGCCAUGCUGGACGCCGGACGGUUGGCCACGCUGACAAAUAGCAACCCGACUUUCACUAUCAUCCGCAAACCACGCUACGGCAAAAUUCGUAAAAUCGUUCCCUCCUCCAGCGGCAGUGGAAUGAAUCGACUCGUUAAACGCCAAUCGGGCAACGGUGGGGGCAACAAGGAAAAAGAUACUUACGUCUUCAGUCACGAAGAUGUCCAGAGUCAAUUCAUAUUUUACGUGGCGCGAAAAAUGGACAACCUGAAUGAGACCCACGUGAUGGACAGCUGCGAGUAUCGUCUGACGGCACCCAAUGUCCAGCCGGCUAUGGGUGUCGUCGAAUUUCUUCUUUUGCCCAGCGGAUCCGCCGGCUCUACUUUAGUUGCGGCCAGUAAAAACAGCAUAGACGUCAUUCAGGGCCAGCAAACUCCGAACCACAAUUUCGCCAACCCGCGCCAUCCAUCGUCGCCCGACAUUGUCACAGAAAACACUCUGGCUGGCCUCGGUCUGGGCGUCAUGACCAACGAUAUUUUCCUCAUCGUUGGGAUCGUCUGCGGCAUUUUGGGACUUGGCCUUGUCAUCCUCAUCACUAUCAAGUGUCGCAUGAAACCGCCGAUGCACAAACAUCCCAAAAACGAUCAAAACAAUCCAACAGCAGGAGACAUGCAGCUUUAUCGCUUGUCUGGAACUCUGAAGAAUUCUCACCAAAAGGGUGGCGUUUCGGAUUUCCAAGUGACGGACGCCUAUCGCAUCCCGGCCAACAUGCACCAUCACCCUCGCGAUUUCGCCGACACGGACAGCGAUCCUGAACCGCCGCCACCCCCAAGGCUCGACUAUCUGGAUCCACCCUUGUCUCCUCGCCCAUCACGAGCCCUGCGCGGAAUAGGCGCCAGCCCCAUCAGCGCCUGUAGCACCAUCAGUUCGCUGAACGGCCGACCGCGAGGAUCUUGGCAUCAGCCGCAGCAGCAUGACUUGUCGUCUGGAUCGUCCAUGGGUCCUUCGGUACCCCAGUGCAAGAUUAUUCCACUACUCAAUCCACUGCUGUCGGAGCGCUCUGAGUCAGAGACGUCGGAACUAGUCAAUGCCCGUUAUCCAUACGGGAUAGCCGACGAAAGUAUGGAAGAGUGGGCCAUGUUGGAUCCUGACGUUCAGUGUAGCAACUCCACUUAUUCCUCGCGUACCACCAACCCAAUGCUUAGGAAAAAUCAGUAUUGGGUUUAACUCGAUUUGACAGCCUAUUUACACGUAACAAACUUCAGUUGUGUUCCCUUUAGCUUGUAACAGUUGUUUCUCUAUAAAAAUGGAAAGAAAUGGCUAUAUCUGGUAAAUCUAUUGUACGGUCCAAACAUAUUGACAUACGGUAUGAUUAUUUUUGUUCUUAUAUUGUACAGUGUUUUAUGUUAAUUAGGUUUCAAUUGUAAUCUAACCAGUGACGGAGCAAGACGGAGACGGUGUUUCUUUUCCUGGGUACAAUAGGUAAAUAGCAUCCAGGUUGAGCAAUGCUGAAUUGAAGAUACUCCACGUAAGCCUAUCUUUCUAAUGGUAACGUUAAACUGUAAAAGCCAAAUGGAGAUAUAAGAAUACACAUGAAAUUAUCAAGUGAGAA
Daphnia pulex (common water flea) is the source of this 9052-nucleotide messenger RNA. It is a transcript of the gene kon, whose product is annotated as chondroitin sulfate proteoglycan 4-like. Lineage: Eukaryota; Metazoa; Arthropoda; Branchiopoda; Diplostraca; Daphniidae. The record is from RefSeq and is a predicted model, not a curated record. The transcript is spliced from 17 exons. Bases 910 to 8667 code for a protein of 2585 amino acids.